AAUGCUUAGCCUGGUAAUAGCUUUCUUGGCCAUCUGGACGGUGUCGGCCCAGAACUCCACGGAUGGCGGACAGGAUGGACGAAUUGUCGGCGGCUGGGAGACGCACAUCACCUUCUUUCCGCAUCAAGUAUCCCUGCAGUUGGGCACUCGCCACGGCUGCGGUGGAAGCAUCCUUUCGCCCACCAUCAUCCUAACAGCCGCCCACUGUGUGCUGGAGUACACCAAACCGCAGUAUUAUGCUAUACGAGCCGGAUCCAAUGAGUGGGCCCAGGGCGGCAGCUAUGUCCGCAUUCAACGCAUUAUACCCCAUCCCAAGUUUCAUGAGCCCACAAGGAUGAACAACGAUAUAGCCAUUGUUCAGCUGCAGCAACCACUCGUCUAUAGUCGCGAAAUUCAACCCAUAAGUCUGGCCACCGCUCAGGACAGAGUACAGCCGAUGGCACAGCUCUUUGUCAGCGGCUGGGGCAGUCAGUCGAUCUCACAAAUGCAACCGGAGAAGCGUCUUCGUUACACGGUCGUCCAGCAAAGCGAACAGGAUCAGUGUGCCAGAAACUACUUCGGAGCGGGCACUGUGACCAGCACCAUGUUCUGUGCUGGGACUCAGAUGGGCGGCAGAGACAGCUGCCAGGGUGAUUCGGGAGGACCUCUAGUCACCUCCAUCGACGGACGGAUGAAACUGUACGGCAUUGUGUCCUGGGGCUAUGGCUGCGCCAACGCCAUGUUUCCCGGUAUUUACACAAAAGUUUCCGCUUAUGGUGACUGGAUAGCGCAGACAAUGGAGCAGCUGGGCUAGCUUAUUUUUUCCCUCUUAAUUACUGCUUCACUACUUAGAGAUAAUAGUCGAAAUCACCGCUACGUAGUCCAUAAACAAAUCUAGUAAAUCUAGUGUGUAAGAUUAUCCUCCUCUGUAAAUGAACUUUCCUCGUCGCUAAUUCUCAAGUUCAGAUGACUAACAAAUAACAUAAAAUAUUACUUAUCGAAAA
Molecule: messenger RNA, 983 nt
Organism: Drosophila elegans
Lineage: Eukaryota; Metazoa; Arthropoda; Insecta; Diptera; Drosophilidae
Product: trypsin 3A1
Exons: 1
Coding region: 2-793 (263 amino acids)
Biological process (GO): proteolysis
Molecular function (GO): serine-type endopeptidase activity
Source: RefSeq, a predicted model, not a curated record